GUGACUAAAUCAAGACCACUCUGGGAGCAUCGAAUCUGCACUCGCUAAGACAAGAAGGGAGUGGAGAAUGCGGUCCACGUGCCAGCAUGCCCAAAUUAAGAGCGUGCACAACGGCAGUAACUUACACAAUGGAACCCAUCUGCUGAGAUGCGGGAAGCCAGCAUUCAGAAAUCACAGUCAAAACGGUGAACCUGCCCCACGAAGGCAUGCCGGGCCGCGCAAGACGCUGGUGCUAGCGCAGGCUGCCACUGCAGAAGCCGUAUUACAGAAGGCAGAUCUCCACGAGGAUCUGAAGAAAGCUUUGCGCAGCGUAAAACCCAAGCUCCUUAUAGAUGGAGAAUUCGUGGACGCUGCCGGGGGCGAGACCUUCCCCACAGAAGACCCUCGAACAGGAGAUGUUCUCCUCGACGUGGCAGAGGCCCAAGAACGGGAUGUUGAUCGUGCUGUGCAGGCUGCUCGCAAGGCGUUCGACCAUGGCCCUUGGCCAAGGAUGUCCGGGCGUGAGAGGGGGCUGCUCAUAUACAAGCUGGCAGACCUGAUGGAGGAGCAUCUGCUUGAGCUGGCCACGCUGGAGUCACUCGACAACGGCAAGCCCCUCUCUGUUGCCAAGAGCAGCGACCUGCCAGAGGCGAUUGAGCACCUGCGCUAUUUUGCCGGCUGGGCCGACAAGAUCCACGGCCUCACCAUCCCCACGGCCGGCAAGAUGCAGGCGCACACAUACCGGGAGCCACUCGGUGUGGUGGGGCAAAUCAUCCCCUGGAACUUCCCCAUCCUGAUGCAGGCCUGGAAGCUGGGCCCUGCUCUGGCGGCAGGCAACACCAUCGUCAUGAAGGUGGCAGAGCAGACGCCGCUGAGCGCGCUGCGGGUUGGUGAGCUGGCGCUGGAGGCCGGCAUUCCACCGGGCGUCCUCAACAUCAUUCCCGGCAGCGGGUCAGUCGCCGGCGCAGCCCUCGCCAAGCACAAGGGCGUGGACAAGAUCGCGUUCACUGGCAGCACGGAGGUGGGGAAGAUCAUCAUGAAGCAGGCGGCCGAGAACGUGGUGCCCGUGACUCUGGAGCUUGGAGGCAAGUCGCCGUUUGUGGUCUGCCCAGACGCUGACCUGGACGCCGCUGUGGAGUGCGCACACCAGGCGCUCUUCUUCAACAUGGGCCAGUGCUGCACAGCGGGAUCGCGAACUUUUGUGCACGAGAGUAUCUACGACGAGUUUGUCAAGCGGGCAGUGAAGCGCGCAGCAGAGAAGGCCGUGGGUGACCCCUUCGAUGAGAGCACCGAGCAGGGGCCUCAGGUGUCCAAGGAGCAGUUUGAGAAGAUCUUGAGCUACAUUGACAAGGGCCAGCAGGAGGGCGCCAAGCUUGAGUAUGGCGGCAAGCGCAUCGGGGACAAGGGUUACUAUGUGGAGCCGACAGUUUUCAGCAAUGUGACGGAUGAAAUGAGCAUUGCAAAAGACGAGAUCUUCGGCCCCGUCCAGUCUAUCCUCAAGUGGUCGACUAUCGGGGAGGUGUUGGAGCGGGCGAAUGCCACAGAGUAUGGCCUGGCAGCAGGAGUGUUCACACAGAACCUGAACUGGGCCACAACGCUGUCCCGAGGACUCAAGGCAGGCACGAUCUGGGUGAACACAUGGAACACAUUUGACGCAGGAGUCCCCUUUGGGGGCUACAAGCUGAGCGGCAUCGGACGCGAGCACGGCGAGGCUGCGCUUAGUCACUACACCCAGACCAAGUCAGUGUACCAGCCACUUGAAGAGCCGCUCAACUGGAACAUGUGAGCUGGAACAUCAAGAGAUCUUCCUGGCCAUAAUUAAUAAGGAUUUGUCAGCAAUAAGCUGCCACAGCAGCGCCAGCAUAUUUCAAUUGAGCCAUCUAUUCUCUGACCAUCUGGAGGUGCAUGCAAGGGUGUAGCACUGUGCGAAGAUUGAGGUCAGUUAGGGUACCGUAUUGUUGGCAUCCACGGUCCCAAAGUGCAGAACCUGCAUGGGCAGAUGAUCAUUAGUCCAUUGGCUCUGACAGUGCAACAUGGUGACACAUUUCUGUGAGGUAUAUUGUGUGAUGAACAUGAUACUGUAAUUGUUGCUAUCCCUGGAGAGCGCAGAAAUAAUAUGCGUCGCUGAAUAUUCCGCGGGAUUCAUCCGUUAUGACAAUGUGCCAAAACACAGCAAUGUGGUAGAACAAGAAAAAAUGGGGUUGCGGUGCAUUCUCUUAGAAGUAUGAUUUUUUUGAGCAACUACAACUUGCAGUGGGCAGCUCAACAGCAGCUACCUAUCAGACCCUGUAUUCAUGUGCUUUUUAACUCUAAGAUUUUUGCCACUCUGUGGAGGUCAAGACUAUCGGUGAAAGGUAUCUGCACAUCAAGAUAAUCCAGAAGGCUAUCUACAGAUACUUUUCCAUUGUUCGUCUCAUCAUGAAAAGUGCACACUGCCGUGUUGCAGAGGGAACUUUUUUCAGUGUACUUCACUACUUGAACACCUUUCUACUACCUGGACACCUGUGAUUAUACAUAUAGCUGAGCUACAAGAGAUAACUUUAUGUUCUUUUUCCAACUUCUGAUGCUUAUAUCAACACCCUCAAGGAAUCAUGCCUUGAACAAGGGGACCCUGGGGCACUUUAAAAAUCACCGCUGCUGGCAAUAGCUCAAAAUAUUCCAUGAUGGCGCCCCGAGAGAAGUUGUGGCCAAUAUGAAACUGCUGUUAAGGGGAUGCGCACGGAGAGCUGGUAGAAGAAUAUAUAUUGAUCAGGGGAUUGAUAAUCAAUAAAUCAGGGGCGGUGGAGGUUAUUGGCUGCCGCGCAGCUUCUUCCUGAUCUCCUUGACAUAGUCCUUGACCCCGCCCUCCAGCAAGCGCAGAGAAGACUUCUCCACUAGAAACACCUGGGAGGCAACGCUGGCGACAAAGUGUUGGUCAUGGGAGACGAGGACGAGCGCGCCAGAGUAGGCUUGCAGGCAGGCCAUAAGGCUGCCUAUCGACUGCAUGUCCAAGUGUGCAGUCGGCUCAUCCAGCACGAGAAGCUGCGGCGAAGCGAAGGCCACAGCCGCCAGUCCCACGCGCACGGCCUGGCCCCCAGACAGACUGCGCAUCGGCUGAGUCGCUAGGGCUCCUUUGAUGCCG
Messenger RNA from Coccomyxa subellipsoidea C-169, 3100 nucleotides. RefSeq names its product aldehyde dehydrogenase. The transcript has 16 exons. Gene Ontology annotation, molecular function: aldehyde dehydrogenase (NAD+) activity. The record is from RefSeq and is a predicted model, not a curated record. The coding region runs from base 68 to 1765 and encodes 565 amino acids. NCBI's taxonomy places the organism in Eukaryota, Viridiplantae, Chlorophyta, Trebouxiophyceae, Coccomyxaceae.